AUGAAUUCCCUCUUUACGCUUCUCCCUCGAAACCAGAUCGAUAAUUAUGCGGACUGCACAGUCGAUCUCUGUCCCAUAUCUACAUCCUAUUACUUUUACCGUGUAUCAAUCGGUGCAAAUGCGACCUUUCUCGCCCUUUUUAGCAUCUCAUUGCUCGGAUUCAUCUUGACAUAUGCAUUCACUCGUCGCGCAACGGCGUUCACAUUCGCCAUGUGCGCCGGCGUUAUACUUGAAGUUAUCGGGUAUAUAGGUCGCAUCAUGAGUUGGCAGAAUCAAUGGAAACAGAAUGGAUUUCUCAUGCAGAUUGUCUGCUUGACCAUUGCACCGGCGUUUAUGGCGGGAGGAAUUUAUUUGUGCCUGAGGAGAAUCGUGUAUGCGUUUGGACCGGAAAAUUCAAGGAUUAGUCCUGAAGCUUAUACCAGAAUUUUCAUCCCUUGUGAUCUCAUAUCUCUUCUCCUACAAGCCGCAGGUGGUGGUUUAGCAUCCGCAGCCUCCCACUCGAAUGAAUCUCCCGACAUUGGCGAUAACAUCAUGGUAGCCGGUCUCGCAUUCCAAGUCUUAACCUUGUUCAUCUUCAUGGUCCUCUGUGUCGAUUUCGCCCUUCGCACACGCUCCCGAUAUAGAUCCCUCGGUUCCGCAGCAUUCGACCAAAAUCCCGCUUUUAUCACUCUUCGAUCUUCCAGAGCCUUCAAGGGAUUUAUAGCCGCUCUUGCUCUUGCUACUAUCUGUAUCUUCUGGCGAUCUGUAUACAGAGUCGCAGAAUUGGCAGAAGGAUGGACGGGACAUCUUAUUAGGCAGCAAAAUCUAUUUAUUGGGUUUGAAGGGGUGAUGGUCAUCGUUGCUUGUUUUGCGUUAAACUUGUUUAAUCCUGCGAUUACUUUCAAGGAGGCGAUGACUGGAUUGGGUGGUCUAGGUACGAAGAAGAAGAUGAAGAAACAGGAGGAGUCGAGGGAAAAGGCUAGUGAAGGCAUUAGUGUGAGUAACAGUGAUAUCGAGGCUGGCAAAGUAGCUUCUUCUGUUUAG
Sclerotinia borealis F-4128 is the source of this 1023-nucleotide messenger RNA. Lineage: Eukaryota; Fungi; Ascomycota; Leotiomycetes; Helotiales; Sclerotiniaceae. The record is from the annotation of a GenBank genome assembly.